This is a messenger RNA of Hydractinia symbiolongicarpus, 2497 nucleotides long. Its product is annotated as zinc finger MYM-type protein 1-like. The record is from RefSeq and is a predicted model, not a curated record. The coding region runs from base 823 to 1704 and encodes 293 amino acids. The transcript has 2 exons. Lineage: Eukaryota; Metazoa; Cnidaria; Hydrozoa; Anthoathecata; Hydractiniidae.
UACGAUAUGUAAACAAUUGUUUUAGGAUUUUAAAAUCAAUCAUUUGAUUUGUAAGGUUGUAACCACCCUUCAAUGUCAUGGUCUUGUCAUUUGUCUUUGCAACAUUUGACUAUUCUUAUUUGUGUUUGAGAGAAAACCAAAAGAAAUGAUGUGAUUGCCAUUGUUUAUAGGAGAAUGGUAUAACAAAAAGAAGCCUUAAUUAAAAACAAGUGUUUUGCAUUACUGAAUUAAUUAGCUUAAAAUGGUUAAAAAAUUAUUAGAAAUCAUAAGACAAGAAUUUACAAGUUCCAACAGAAACUGGGUCAAAAAGACACGAAAACAGCGAUGUGAAACAAACAUUGUAUUCAACAGCAAUAAAGGUCAAUCUCGCAAUGAAAUAGUUAUUAUGAGGGAGCAGUGCCAUAACCACCAGGGGGGGGGGGGCAGGGGGGCCCGGGCCCCCCCAAUAAUUUUUUCAAAGAUGGUUAUGACAAGUUAAGAAAAACGUUUUGUCUUAUGUCUAAAGACCAUUUGUUAUAUAUAAACAAACUAAACACUUAUUGAGAAUGAUUUAUAACCGAUUUCCACUCUUUUAUUUAUUUAAAACGCGUGACUGUUAUACUUGCUGCAUGGAAAUGAUGAUGAAAUUGGAUGGAAACUACAUUCUUAUAGUGUUUGCUGCAUGGAAAUGAUGAUGAAAUUGGAUGGAAACUACAUUCUAAAAAUAGUGUUUGUGAGAAGACGAGAACGAGUUGGACUGACUUCAAAAAAAAAAAAAAAAAAAAAAAACGUGUAAGAAUAUAGAAUUAACAAAGUAACAGACUAAUUUGAAAAAGAGUGAAAAUGCCGAAGAAAACAAGUGAUUUAUCAAAAUGGCUCAUUAGACCUGAAAAACGAACAAACGAAGAAGCAACAACAACACCUACAACGACGACACCUACAACAACAGCACCAACAAACCCGGAGAAUAAUUUUAAGGAAACAACGAGUGAUCCAUCUAAACCGAACCAACCUCGUUCUUUGAGAUCUGGAGUUGCUACCCAAAUCAAAUGGUUGAAUGAAAAAUGUUUGUACACACACUGUUACGGACAUGCUUUGAAUUUAGCUGUUGGCGAUGUGAUAAAAGAAAUCCCUGAACUUAAAGAAGCGUUUGGAACUGCCUAUGAAAUAUGUAAACUUGUCAAAAAAUCGCCAAAGAGAAACACACAAUUAAAGAAUAUCAGAGAAGCAACAGGAAAUGAAUCCAAGUCGGUCCAUGAGUUUUCUCCUACACGAUGGACUGUGCGAGGUGAGGUUCUUGAAUCCUUUCUUGAAAACCAUAAGGAAUUAAUGGAGCUUUGGACAUGGUCAUUAUGGAAUGUUAAGCUUCCAGAUAUGAGAGCGAGAAUCAACGGAGUAAUGACUGUUAUGUCUAGUUUUAAUUUUGUCUUCUGCUGUUGUCUUGGUGAAACCCUAUUGAAACAUACAGAUAAUCUUAGCAGGUCUCUCCAAGGAGAUAUUUCGGCAGCAGAGGGACAGCAACGGGUGUCGGGAGUCUUAGCUGUGUUAGAGAAGAUCAGAAGCAACGAAUUGUUUGAGCUAUUUUGGGAGCGAGUUCUUGUCUGGAAAUCACAACUUGGGGUAUCUGAUCCUAAACUCCCACGAAAAAGAAAGAUGCCAGAUUAUUUUAACAAAGUAUCAGAUGGCCCUCCUGAAACAUAUCAUUUUCAUGUUACAAAGUUUUGAUCAAUCUCAAAGAACUCUUCUAAGUGAAGUUGUCAAAAUUGCGAAAUUGUUGUUGGUAAUGCCGUCCACAAACGCCAUCAGCGAAAGAUCGUUUUCUGCUUUGAAACGAGUCAAAACGUACCUUAGAUCAACAACCACGAAUUUACGUUCGAACAAUUUGAUGGUCCUCCAUAUUCAUACUGAUUCCGUUGACAAAAUGGAUUUAACUCAAAUAGGAGAUGAAUUUAUCGAUAAACACCAAAGCAGAAUAGACACUUUUUGCUAUUACAAUAGAUAACAUUUUUAGUCUUUUGUUCAUGAAAUUUAUGUAAACGUUUAUUCCCUGAUUUAAAAAAAAACUCAGAAAACUGGAGCAAUUGUCUGUAUUUUCCUUUAUUUUCGUGAUUUCUAGUGAUUAAAUUUCUUUAAAAAGUACUCUCAAAAAGGCUGUUUUAGCCAAUCUAGCGCACUCAAAAUUCAAAAAUUUUCUUGGGCCAUCGGCCCCAACCAUGGUGGGGCCUCCUUAGACACUUAAACUAGGCUGGCCCCCCCAAAACGAAAUUCGUGAUGAGCUUAUAUUAUUUAGUCAGCCUUUGUAUAAUUUUUUAUAUUUUUAUUCCAAGCAUUCUCUUGUACUACGCUGUUUCAAUAUAAACUUGACUUUCGUGCUUUACACACUUGAAUUGUUCUUGCCCUUGUGACACAUUUUUAAACAAAAUGAAAUUAACUAUGAAGAAGUAUCAAAAAGUUAGUUUUGACUUCCAUUCUCCUUUAAAUGAAAACAUUAUAAAUGUUUUUGUUGUUUUCUGUAUCA